AUGAGAGAUUCUUUCAUGUCUGCUUCACUAGGAAGUAGUAUUUUGGUGACCACACGAGAUGAAAGUGUAGCAAUAAACAUGGGUUGCACUAGAGAUCACCUAUUUAAACUAGGAAAUUUAUUCCUGGAGGAAUGUUGGUCAAUUUUUAGUGAAAUUGCAUUCUUUGAAAAGAACAAUGAUGAGAGAGUACAAUUAGAAGCAAUAGGUAGGGAAAUUGUAAAGAAAUGUGAUGGUUUACCUCUUGCUGCAAAAACUCUAGGAAAUCUUUUGCGCUUUAAGGAUUCACGGCAAGAGUGGCAGAGUGUAUUGAAUAGUGAGGUGUGGGAACUAGAAGGGUUAUGGGAAAAAAAUAGAGAAACUCAAAGUGGUUUUGCUUCUUUAUGGUUGAGCUAUUAUGACUUGGUUUUAGAAUUGAAACCAUGCUUCUCUUAUUGUGCUAUCUUGCCAAAGGACCAUGAGAUUAAAGGAGAUAACUUGAUUCAGCUGUGGAUGGCUCAAGGUUAUCUUAGGCAAACACAUGUAGAUGACAUGGAGAGGAUUGGUGAAAAGUACUUGCACAAUUUAGCUGACCAUUCUUUUUUUGAAGUUGUGCAGAAAAUUGAUUGUGGUUAUGUAAUGAGUUGUAAAAUGUAUAACAUAGUGCAUAAUUUUGCUCAAUAUAUUGUAAAGAAUGAAUGUUUUAGCAUUGAGGUCAAUGAUGAGGAAGAGUUGAAGAUGAUGUCUCUUCAUAAGUAA
Messenger RNA from Ricinus communis (castor bean), 735 nucleotides. RefSeq names its product putative disease resistance protein RGA3. NCBI's taxonomy places the organism in Eukaryota, Viridiplantae, Streptophyta, Magnoliopsida, Malpighiales, Euphorbiaceae. The transcript has a single exon. The record is from RefSeq and is a predicted model, not a curated record. Gene Ontology annotation, molecular function: ADP binding. The coding region runs from base 1 to 735 and encodes 244 amino acids. Gene Ontology annotation, biological process: defense response to other organism.